AUGGAGAUACGGAACUACAUGUUCCAACAGCCACGUUUCGGUGUAUUAGUGUUGGUAUGUAGUUUCUUCGGGUUUUACCUAUUAUACGCAUUCCAAGUUGGUGUAUUCGAAACCACACCGACACCGCCCGUGUUUCAUCACGAGUUAGAGACUUCCGAAUUGUCUAGAAGCUCUAGAUACGAAAACGCUACGGUUUUCCCUUUCAUGAAGGCAAUGAGAAGUGCAAACAACAAGAGUGAUCCAUGUGGUGGAAAGUAUAUAUAUGUUCACAAUCUUGCGUCACGAUUCAACGACGAUAUGGUGACGGAAUGCGAACGUAUAAACAAACUUUACGACAUGUGUAAGUUCGUCACAAAUGGUGGAUUCGGGCCUAUAAUGAACAACACUACACAAGGUGUGUUUUCAGAUAAUGAAUGCUGGUAUGAUACAGAACAAUUUUCAGUUUCUUUGAUUUUUCAUAACCGAAUGAAACACUAUGAAUGCUUGACGAGUGAUUCAUCAAUAGCUGCAGCCAUUUUUGUCCCAUUUUACGCCGGUUUUGAUGCUUCUAGAUAUUCCUUGGGAUAUAACAUAUCCACAAGAGAUGCAGCUUCUUUAGAUCUUGUAAAUUGGUUAAAAAAUCGUGACGAAUGGAAGAUAAUGAAUGGAAAAGAUCAUUUUCUUGUGGGAGGAAGACCUACUUGGGAUCAUAGAAGAUCAACAGAUAAAGAAACCGAUAGAGGUAAUAAGUUUUUACUUUUACCGGCUGUAAAAAACAUGUCGACGCUUUUUGUAGAAUCCAACCCAUGGAGUUCAAACGAAUUUGCGAUCCCAUAUCCGACUUAUUUCCAUCCAUCAAAAGAUUCUCAUGUUUUUGAUUGGCAAGACCGGGUUAUGAAAAAAGAACGAAUUUGGUUGUUCUGUUUCGCAGGUGCUCCACGCCCAAAUGACCCUGCAUCUAUUAGAAGUCUAUUAAUAGACCAAUGUAAAAACUCGAGUUUUUGUAACCUUUUGAGAUGUGGGGUUGAAGACAUAAAGUGUCGUACACCGAGUAAUGUACUAGAGAUGUUUCAAAGUUCGGUUUUUUGUUUACAGCCUCCAGGUGAUAGUUAUACGCGAAGAUCAGCUUUUGAUUCGAUAUUGGCUGGUUGCAUUCCGGUGUUCUUUCAUCCUGAUUCGUUUUACACUCAGUACACUUGGUUUGUGCCUAAAAACAAUUUUAGAUAUUCGGUUUUUGUUCCCGAGGAUGAUAUUCGUAAGAAUGUAAGUAUAGAACAACGCCUUAGAAAAAUUGAUGCCGAGAAAAUCAAGAUGAUGAGGGAUGAGGUUAUAAAUUUGAUACCGAAGUUGAUGUAUGCUAACCCUUCUUCCAAAUUAGAGACUUUAAAAGAUGCAUUUGAUAUUUCGGUGCAAGCUGUUAUCGAUAAGGUGACACAUAUGAGACAAGGUAUGAUUGAUGGGCUUAUGAAUGAACCGUGAUUCUGUAAAAGGACUUAGUUUUCGAAGAAGAAUAUGCAUGGGGAUGCUCGAGCAUAUAGUUUUACCGAU
This is a messenger RNA of Erigeron canadensis, 1527 nucleotides long. Its product is annotated as xyloglucan galactosyltransferase MUR3-like. The coding region runs from base 1 to 1458 and encodes 485 amino acids. NCBI's taxonomy places the organism in Eukaryota, Viridiplantae, Streptophyta, Magnoliopsida, Asterales, Asteraceae. Gene Ontology annotation, molecular function: glycosyltransferase activity. The record is from RefSeq and is a predicted model, not a curated record. The transcript has a single exon.